AUGGCUGCAUCUUCCCGAGCUGCCUUCCACGUCCUCCUCCUCCUCGCGGCGUCUGCGUCUGCUGGUGCGCGUCGCCCCCCGCCAACCAAGGCGCAGAUCAAGGCAGAGUCAGUUCUGCUCCCUGCCCCUUCCUCCAUGCUUCCUCCUCCCUGCCUCAUCCUCCCUCACUCAUCCUCCCUGGAUCAUUCUCCCUGUCUCAUUCUCCCUGAAUCAACUUCCUUGCUUCCUCUCUUUUCCGUGCUUUCAUCCUUCUCUUAUCUUCCUGCUUUCCCUUCUUUUCUCACCCUUCAUCUGCCAUCUAGUCACAUUCACCCGCUUUUGAACUCCAAGUACAACUUCUCAGCACUUGCUGAGCCACCCUCCCAUGUUCUGUUCCCCCCCCUUCCCCUUCCCCUUCCCCUUCCCCUUCCCCUUCCCCUUCCCCUUCCCCUUCCCCUUCCCCUUCCCCUUCCCCUUCCCCUUCCCCUUCCCCUUCCCCUUUCCCAUUUACCUCCCCUCCAGUGA
Molecule: messenger RNA, 504 nt
Organism: Closterium sp. Yama58-4
Lineage: Eukaryota; Viridiplantae; Streptophyta; Zygnematophyceae; Desmidiales; Closteriaceae
Source: the annotation of a GenBank genome assembly